Molecule: messenger RNA, 6134 nt
Organism: Ornithorhynchus anatinus (platypus)
Lineage: Eukaryota; Metazoa; Chordata; Mammalia; Monotremata; Ornithorhynchidae
Gene: SLC12A7
Product: solute carrier family 12 member 7
Exons: 25
Coding region: 159-3389 (1076 amino acids)
Biological process (GO): potassium ion import across plasma membrane; cell volume homeostasis; chloride transmembrane transport
Cellular component (GO): membrane
Molecular function (GO): potassium:chloride symporter activity
Source: RefSeq, a predicted model, not a curated record
GAGGACCUGAUGGCCGCAGCAGCCGCCGACAUUCAUACAUUCACUCCCUGCUUCAGUCAUUCGGUCGUAUUUACUGAGCGCUGAGAGGGGGCGGGGCACUGUACUGAACGCUCGGGAGCCCCACCUGGGCAGCCGGGCGGAGAGAGACCCCAGGCGCGAUGCCCACCAGUUUCACCGUGGUGCCCGUGGAGGGGCAGCCUGCCCACCCUGCCCGGGCCCAGGAGGAGCCUCUGGAUUUGGGAGGCCUGGGAGAUGGCAUCCCCAAGGAGAGCAGUCCUUUCAUUCACAGUCCUGAGAUGGAGAGAGAAAAUAUCUACGAAGGGAAGAACAUGGCUCUCUUUGAGGAAGAAAUGGAUAGCAACCCGAUGGUGUCAUCUCUUCUUAACAAACUCGCCAAUUACACCAACCUAAGCCAGGGAGUGGUCGAGCACGAGGAAGAUGAAGACAGCAAACGAAAAGAAAUUAAGGCUCCACGGAUGGGGACUUUCAUCGGCGUCUACCUGCCUUGCCUGCAGAACAUCCUAGGCGUGAUUCUCUUUCUGCGCUUGACGUGGAUCGUGGGUGCAUCCGGAAUCCUCGAGUCUUUCAUCAUCGUGUUCAUGUGUUGUUCUUGCACAAUGCUGACCGCCAUAUCGAUGAGUGCAAUAGCCACCAACGGUGUUGUUCCAGCCGGGGGCUCCUACUACAUGAUCUCCAGGUCUCUGGGUCCGGAGUUUGGAGGAGCCGUGGGGCUCUGUUUCUACCUCGGCACGACCUUUGCGGGGGCCAUGUACAUCCUGGGGACCAUAGAGAUCCUGUUGACCUACAUCUCUCCGAACGCCGCUAUAUUUAAAUCGACUGAUGUCAGCGGAGAGAGCGAAGCCAUGUUGAACAACAUGAGAGUGUACGGGACGUGUGCCAUCGCUCUUAUGGCCACCGUGGUUUUUGUUGGGGUCAAAUAUGUCAACAAGCUCGCGCUGGUUUUCCUUGCCUGCGUGAUUCUGUCCAUCCUGGCCAUCUAUGCUGGUGUCAUCAAGUCGGCUUUUGACCCUCCGGACAUCCAAAUCUGUCUCCUUGGGAACCGCACUCUAUCAAAGCGUAGCUUCAGCGACUGUGUGAAAUAUUUCACCAAAGACAAUAGAACGGUGACGACACCUCUCUGGAACUUGUUCUGUAACAGCUCCUUGCCCACUGCCACCUGCGAUGAAUACUUCACCUCAAAUAACUUAACCCAAAUUCGGGCAAUUCCAGGGAUUGCCAGUGGCGUCAUACUAGAUAACUUAUGGAGUACUUAUUUAGACAAGGGAUCAUUUGUAGAAAGGCAAGAUUUGCCUUCAGUCUCCGGGUCUGAGGAAGUCCAGGCAAGCGGUCUCCCUUAUGUGCUGACAGACAUCAUGACCUACUUCACCAUGCUCGUGGGAAUCUAUUUCCCAUCUGUAACAGGUAUCAUGGCAGGCUCCAACCGAUCUGGUGACCUCAGAGAUGCUCAGAAGUCCAUUCCGACCGGAACAAUUUUGGCGAUCGCCACUACGUCUUUCAUCUAUCUGUCCUGCAUUGUGCUCUUUGGAGCCUGUAUAGAAGGCGUGAUCUUGAGAGAUAAGUUUGGAGAAGCCCUGGAAGGCAAUCUGGUGAUCGGCAUGCUGGCCUGGCCUUCUCCCUGGGUCAUCGUCAUCGGCUCCUUCUUCUCCACAUGCGGGGCCGGCCUCCAGAGUCUGACAGGAGCUCCACGGCUGCUCCAGGCUAUCGCUAGAGAUGGGAUUGUCCCUUUCCUUCAGGUGUUUGGCCAUGGGAAGGCAAAUGGCGAGCCCACCUGGGCCUUACUCCUCACUGCGGGGAUCUGCGAGAUCGGCAUCCUCAUCGCCUCCCUGGACAGCGUGGCACCAAUUCUGUCCAUGUUUUUCCUAAUGUGCUACAUGUUUGUCAAUUUGGCUUGUGCUGUUCAGACUCUUUUGAGAACUCCAAACUGGCGCCCUCGCUUCAAGUAUUAUCACUGGACUCUGUCAUUCCUCGGGAUGAGUCUGUGUCUGGCAUUGAUGUUCAUUUGCUCUUGGUAUUAUGCCUUGUUUGCCAUGCUCAUAGCAGGCUGUUUCUACAAAUACAUCGAAUACAGAGGAGCUGAAAAAGAGUGGGGUGACGGGAUCAGGGGCUUGUCCUUGAACGCUGCUCGCUACGCUCUACUUCGUGUAGAGCAUGGUCCCCCUCAUACGAAGAACUGGAGACCCCAAGUCUUGGUCAUGCUGAAUCUGGACUCCGAGCAGUGUGUAAAGCACCCCAGAUUGCUCUCGUUCACGGGCCAGCUCAAGGCGGGGAAAGGAUUAACGAUCGUGGGCUGUGUCCUCGAGGGCACCUAUUUGGAUAAGCACACCGAGGCCCAGAAAGCAGAAGAGAACAUCCGAGCCCUGAUGGCGUUGGAAAAGACCAAAGGGUUCUGUCAGCUGGUGGUCUCGUCCAGUUUGCGAGACGGAAUGUCCCACCUGAUCCAGUCGGCGGGUCUCGGGGGCAUGAAACACAACACUGUCCUCCUGGGCUGGCCUCAGUCGUGGAAGCAGUCAGACAAUCCCUUCUCCUGGAAGAACUUUGUCGAUACGAUCCGUGAAACCACUGCAGCUCAGCAAGCCCUGCUGGUGGCGAAAAACAUCGACACGUUUCCUCAGAACCAAGAGCGCUUCAGCGAGGGGAACAUAGACGUGUGGUGGAUCGUGCAUGACGGCGGCAUGCUCAUGCUGCUUCCCUUCCUCCUGCGCCAACACAAGGUGUGGCGAAAAUGCAAGAUGCGUAUCUUCACAGUAGCCCAAAUGGAUGACAACAGCAUUCAAAUGAAGAAAGAUCUCCAGAUGUUCUUGUACCAUCUCCGGAUCAGUGCCGAGGUAGAGGUCGUGGAGAUGUUUGAAAACGAUAUAUCGGCCUUCACGUAUGAGAAAACACUGGUGAUGGAACAGAGAUCUCAGAUGUUAAAGCAGAUGCAGCUUUCCAAGAAUGAACGAGAAAGAGAGGCCCAGUUAAUCCACGACAGAAACACCGCGGCUCAUUCGGCAGCCGUUGCCAAAUCGAAGGCGGCCGCCUCCUCCGCGUCGGACAGAGUGCAGAUGACCUGGACCAAGGAGAAACUGAUCGCCGAAAAGCACAAAAAUAAAGAGACCAAUUACCGAGAGAUCUUCAACAUGAAGCCAGAAUGGGGAAAUCUAAACCAGUCCAACGUGAGGAGGAUGCAUACAGCGGUCAAGCUCAACGAUGUUGUGCUCAAUAAAUCGCAGGACGCUCAGCUGGUCUUGUUGAACAUGCCAGGUCCCCCGAAAAAUCGACAAGGAGAUGAAAACUACAUGGAAUUCCUGGAGGUUUUGACAGACAGGCUGAACCGGGUGCUGCUGGUGCGUGGGGGUGGACGCGAAGUCAUCACGAUCUACUCCUAAGGGUUCCGUGAGCCUGGUGGUCUCGACACUGCACCCUCCCCUCCCCACGGGUGGACGUGUGGACAGUGGAAAUUCCUGCGUACUUGAAACGACACACCAGCUCGAGCACCGCAUCCCCAUGGGUGCGGCGUUUUUAACGGAAGAAGCGAUUUGGGAUUUUGGGCCGAGGGAACCUAACCAGUCUCUCCCGGAGAACCGUUCGGGGCCUGCACUGCCGACGGAAGGCGGGACAGUGGUUUGUGAUCGGAAGACGGUUGUCCCCGUGAAAUUUCCACUGGACACUCUUAGGAGAGUUCUUUCUCGAAUGAAAUGUGGGGAAAGGGGGAAACAGGGUGACGUCUCUUUACAAAGUUUGUAUUUUUUAGUGCUUGGUUAGUGGUUAAGUCUGGUAGGUACCCCUGAACACAGUCCUUUAUGGUCCGGAAGGGAAUGUGCAAGGAAUAAUUCCCUUGGGGAAUCACCGCUCUCUCGAUCCAUACAGUCACGGAGUGCCAAGCCUCCGCCCCACUGCUAGGGGUUCGAUUUCGGAAAAGGUGAAAGGUCGCCCGUCAUGUUUCCCCCUCGGCAUCUGGGCAACUCCCCAUUCCCACGUUUCGCUAAAUGCGCCUUUUCUGGAGCCUUGGCGUCUCUGUCCCAGGGGUACAGGCCUCCAAAGACUUCUCAUCCUCCAAACCCUCGGGCCGAACGAGGGAUGGGGCAGUCUUUACAAAGCCUGGCUUGCGGAAUAUAAGUCAAUCAUUGUACCGAAAUGUGUUCUUCUGAGGCUUACUUCUGGGAGAGAACCCUCCUUGGGGAUCCAGGUUUUUUCAUUUCCCCUGAGGACAGAAGACAGGCUAUUUGGCAGCGAGUUUGAAUUUAGUGCCCAGCGAUCAGUUUAUGAUCCCAUAAUCCACCAGGUUUCCAGAGCUAGUGACCCACCCUAAACUCAGCAGUUUUGUCAUACUGUUUCGUACUGGACUCUUUCAACGGUUCACGACCGGUAUCGCUACGAACACCUCUGUGCAUUAACCUUGGCCGUGACGGCGGCCAUUUUCUAAUUCUUCUUUCGAGUCUAGAAAAAAGCCACACUCUUUUAAUAGUCUCGGACACUGCCCGGUUCCGACUGACCUCCUGGAAACAUCCCUCGGCAGUAAAUAUCCGAGGGAGUUACCGGCUUGGGAAGAGAAACGCUUCAGCCCGAAGUGCAAUGUGUAGGAUAAAUGAAAAGAAGGUUUUGAUAUCCCAAAUGGGAAAACCGUCAUCUGUCAAGGCUCUAAGCAUGCCGGCAUUCUCAGAAUGUUCAGAGUGCAUUUCAACGGACGGAUUUCAGACGUCAGACCUAAGGAUGCGCUUUGCCCAGUACAGGAACAGAGCCAAACUAUCCGGGAGGGCCUGUCCCUAAGCCCUUCGUCGGCUCUCCUAGCGAAACAAAAGCUUAGGAAAAUCCCAGUUCAUCUGGGUAUUCUCUAGGGGAAAGGUUUGGGGGAGGGAGGGUGAUGCUCAGCCUCAUCUACCCUACCCCCGACUCACAUCGUUUCCAUAGGCACCCCGUGCCCCAACUCAGCCGGCAGCAUUGGAAAUAGAGUAUAAGGAGGAGCGGCGGCAGUUUACCCCAUCUCCUUUGGCCUAGGCAGACUGGUCACUUACCAUCCGGAUGCUUGGUUUUGCACUUUACCCUUAGACCGUGACACCCUCAUUCCACACUACGUUGGCUGAGGGCCUCGGUUUUUUGGCAUGCUCCACACCCGUGGCCUGCCUGGUCCCCGCCUUCUUCGUUCCUUCGUACACCUCGGGUGAGAUCUGGUUGCAGAUCUGGUUAGCAGAAGAUUACGAAAGCAACAGGCGAUACUCGGCCCCUUGGAAAUUCCCCGAGAUUGCAGAUUUCUUGCUUUGUCGACUCCCUCCAAGUUGACUGCCUCAAGGAAGACCACGAGACUCGUGCGUGUCCCCGCUUAGUUCAGAAGUCGCUGGGCCAUCCUGGCCCUCUUGAUGGAGUUGAUGAGGCAGCCCAGGAUUGGCGCAUUCUCUCCUCCGCCCUCUGAGGGUACAGCCCAUCUGUCCAGGUCCUCUGCCCGCCUCUUACCGGCUUGCCCUCCUCCUUGGGGCGGAAACCCCGCUGCAGAGGUAGAGAUAGUCCGGCCCGAUUGAAAAGCGAAAGUUCGAACACUGCCCUGGAAGUGGAACCCUGGGGUCCGGGGAAACGUUGCCAAAUUGCUGAGCUCUCUUUUCACUCCAGCACCUCAAUCUCAGACGUGUGUGUGUGUGUAUGUGUGUGUAUCUGCGUGUUGUGUGCCCUUGCCACCCCCAAAUGGGGAGGUUUCUGUUCUUUCUGGCAGAGAGAGAGGCAGGCACACAUCAAAAUAGGGCGUCCUGUUACCUAGUCAGGAGCUUUCUGUUUUGUUCAUCUCUCUUGUGACUUAGCUUAGGAAAUAGAAACCCCUCAGGUGCAUCAGCGGAAUCCACGUUACCAAGAAAUCCAAGAAGAUCAGUAAACGACGCUAGCGUCGUGACAAAGAAAAUGGCACCAGCACUGUGGCUUAAAUUCCAGUACCCCUCAAGCAUAGAUAAGUCCAGAGUUUCUGUCUUUAGGUGACCGGCGGUAUUUUUGCACACUUUCAGAACAGCUGUAUCCUUUUCUACACGAUAGACGUUUUUGUAACCGGUAAACGCAGCCGUUUAGAAUUGAUUUCGGGUUUGCUUUUCAUGUUUUCUCGUCCUUUGUAUGAUUUUGUUGUUAGAAAAAUAAAAUGAUGAAAUCUGUCCGAA